Blepharisma stoltei is the source of this 1260-nucleotide messenger RNA. NCBI's taxonomy places the organism in Eukaryota, Ciliophora, Heterotrichea, Heterotrichida, Blepharismidae. The record is from the annotation of a GenBank genome assembly.
AUGGAAGAGAAAAACAAUGGCAUUUUUACACAAGGCGAUUUAAAAGAAAAACGCAGAAAAGAGAGGAUCCCUGAUAUCAGUUUUGACGUAGAUGGCGAUGGGUCAGUUAGUCCUCUUGAUUAUUUUAUUGCUAAAAGAUAUGAUAAAAAUCAAGAUGGGAAGCUUGAUGCAAAAGAAAAGAUUCUGGCUCAAGAGUUCAUGAACAAGGACCUUAAGAAUUUCCUGAUAGGAGGCGAAACUCAUGGAGCCCAAAGGCCUCUUCGGCUGCUGCAAGUCAAAGGAAAACCGAUUUACGAUAACGACUACACUGUCAUAACAGAUGCAAAAAAAAGUCCUGGAAGAACUAAAAGUGAGCUUGAAAAACUCAGAAAGCAAGAAAGAAUUGACAUCGCAUCAAAAUUCGCAGAGAAACACAUUAAGUUCAAAAAACAAAUUUUGGAGUUUGAGAGAAAAGAAAAUCGCGAAAAUUUGAGCUCAAGGAGAAUAAAAAUUUUAAAAACAGAUACUCGUGAAAAUGCUAGCAGGAGAGAUCAUAGGAAAAGGGACUUGAGCCUAGAUUAUUAUCCCUGCCCAAAGUAUCUUUCAAAAUCUGAACUGGAUUCGGUAAGAAGACAGCAGAAUAUUGAUGAUCUUGAAAGAUCGUUCAAUUAUAAGCAUAAAAGCUGAAUUGAUCAAAUGCUGGAAAGGGAAAACUCAAUGCAGAUCAAUGAAAAACAGAUGAACAGCAAAAGCUUCAAAGAAAUCAUAGAAAAACAGAAAAAAGAAGACUUCGAGCAUCACGCUCAGACUUUCGUUAAUUACAAACUGGGAGUUCAUGGAAAAGAAUUGCCGAGUUUCAGUGAAAAUUGUAAAGAGUAUUGAGAAUUUUCUCAAGGGUAUACCCCCUCACCAACACACACCACUUUGUCCAAGCUGAAAAUGGACCGAAAGUUUAGCUCUCGGAAAUCUUCAUGUGUUUCAGAGAAUUCAAUGUCUUUUCCUCAACGAUUUCGCUCAGUAACACCUGAAAUUCCAUUAAAGCCCAAUGAAAUCUGGCCGAUCCCUGAAAAGCCCCCUAUCUCACCUGAUGAGAAAUCCCCAAUCAAAAGACCGGUUUUUAAGGAAAAAUUCAGUAAUUCCUUUUUAAGCAUGGUGAUGCCAAAUUCCAUUAUAAUCACAAACCGCAAUAAGCCAGACAGAAGUGCCUACAUCCGAAACAGAGCAAAAAGCGAGCUGAGAAGCUUGGAUAGCAAGAUAAUCCGAUCCAAAGGAUUUAUCUAA